Varanus komodoensis (Komodo dragon) is the source of this 2815-nucleotide messenger RNA. RefSeq names its product complement component C6-like. Gene Ontology annotation, molecular function: protein binding. Gene Ontology annotation, biological process: immune response. The record is from RefSeq and is a predicted model, not a curated record. The transcript is spliced from 17 exons. Lineage: Eukaryota; Metazoa; Chordata; Lepidosauria; Squamata; Varanidae. Bases 8 to 2815 code for a protein of 935 amino acids. Gene Ontology annotation, cellular component: membrane attack complex.
UCCAGCUAUGGCAAGACUAUGCUUGGUGUUUCUCCUCCUCCUGAACAUCUCAGUCAAGACAAGCCACGGAUGCCUCUGUGACCGCUACCCGUGGAGCUCUUGGUCCAGCUGCUCAAAGACUUGCAACCAUGGAACGCAAAGCAGAUCACGGGCAAGAUACCAGGAUGAGUAUUAUGUUAAAAAUUCUUGUGAGACAUUUUGCUCAUGGAGAGAAUCUCGGGCAUGUAACCAGCACAUCUGCCCUACCAAUUGCCAGCUCAGUGACUGGGGCAACUGGUCAGAAUGUUCUCCGUGUGUUAAAAAGCAAUUCCGAGUCAGAACCCUACUGCAGCCAUCUCAGUUUGGAGGUCAAGCCUGUACAGAGCGCUUGGUAGAUUUCCGACAAUGCUUUCCAAGAAAACAGUGCAACAUAGAGGAAGUCAACUGUCGGAAUAAGUUCCAUUGUGAGAAUGGGCGCUGCGUGGACAGAAAACUAAAAUGUAAUGGAGAAAAUGACUGUGGAGACAAUUCGGAUGAAAGGAAUUGCCUGAGCAUAAAAAACGUGUGCAACAAACGAGCCAAGAGCCUACCCAGUGUGCAACUCAUGGGCCUCGGAUACCAUAUUAUGGAAGGAGAAAGCCGUGGAGAAGUCCUUGAUAAUUCUUUCAAUGGAGGGAAUUGUGUGCUGAUUAAGAGCGAAGACAGAAGGAGUACAUUUCGUGUGCCUGCAAAUCUUGAGUCCGUCGCAUUUCAGGUGAAAAACCAAGAAGACGAUGUGAAAACACAGUUCUACACGGACUUAACAUCCAUGAUACGUUCUCAUAGAAAAGCAACAUCUUCUGAAGGAACCAGGAGAUAUUCCUCAGGAAUACCGUAUUUUUGGGGCUCCAUAAAAAAUACAGUUUCUACAUCAUCUUCUGCCUUCCAGGAAGUCAUUAAAUCAUCUCAUGAAAUGAAUUCCAACUUUAUUAGGGUCCACAAGGUGAUUUCAGUUUCAAACUUCACAAUAAAACCGUCGGGUUUGCAGCUUUCUGGAGUGUUCUCACAGGCGCUCAACAGCCUGCCUCUGGAGUACAACUAUCCUCUCUACAGCCAGAUCUUUGAUGACUUUGGGACUCAUUAUUACACUUCCGGUUCUUUGGGAGGCAAAUAUGACCUUCUUUACCAGUAUAAUGAACAGCAGACCAAAAACUCAGGUUUAACAAAAGAUCAAAUGGAGCACUGUGUGCUAACAGAAACAAGGUCAUACGUGUUCUUCUUUGAGUCAGUGGACUAUCAUGAGACAUGUUCCAGGAACAAAAUGACGGAGCACUAUGAAGGUUCUAUGCUGAAGUCAUCUGAGCGGUCUAUUUCCCUGGUGAAAGGUGGACGGGCAGAGCAUGCUGCAGCCCUCGCUUGGGAGAAAAAAGGCUCUUUCCCAGGACAAAUGGUCUUUAACAACUGGCUGGAAUCGACCAAAGAAAACCCAGUGGUGGUUGAGUUUGAGGUGGCCCCCAUUUUGGAUCUGGUGAAGAACUUCCCUUGUGCUGUGACAAAGCGCAUUAAUCUCAAGAAAGCUUUUCAAGAAUAUAUGAGCCGAUACGACCCCUGUCAUUGUGCCCCAUGUCCCAACAACGGCCGGCCUGUGCUAUCCGGAACGGAGUGCCUCUGCGUGUGCCAGGCCGGCACUUAUGGCGAUAACUGUGAGAGACGAGCACCAGACCACACCUCAGUUGCCGUAGAUGGCUACUGGAGUUGCUGGUCUGCGUGGAGCUCAUGUGAUGCAUCAUUGAAGAGGCAGAGGAGACGGUUAUGUAACAACCCACCACCCAUGAAUGAAGGCAAGCCUUGUGAAGGCGAUGGAGAAGAGGAAGAAAGCUGUGAUGUCUCACUGUUUGCAGAUAAGGGGACCCCUUGUGUAAACGAUGAUGAAGGGGUCAGAGAGGCAGAUCUGUAUGAACCUGAAUCUGAAGACGGAUGCUUGGCUCCUAUUCCACCGGAAAAUGGAUUCAUCAGGAAUGAAAAAACAUACUAUUCUGUUGGAGAAGAAGCUGAAGUCAUUUGCCUGAGUAGCUAUAAUCUUGUAGGAUAUCCGUUUCUCAGGUGCCUGCCAGACAAAACCUGGAUUCAACAGACAUUAGAGUGCCAACCAUCGUCUUGCUCCAGACCAUCUGUCUCCACAGACAUUGAGAUCUCCCCAUUUAAAUUGCAGUACAGGAUUGGGGAGAUCAUCCAGCUGAACUGCCCAGAAGGUCAUGCUGUUGCCGGCCAAAAGAGCUACACCUGUGGGCACGAUCUCUCCUGGGUGCCUCCUAUUCUGGGAUCACUUACUUGCAAGAAACAUGUGCAGGUUCAGUCCGGAGGCAAUUGCAGGCUUGGGCAAAAAGAGGUGGCUUCGCAGUGCGUCUGUCUGUCCCCUGAGGAAGACUGCGAUCCUGGCAUGGAAGACUUCUGUGUACUGGAUGCAGCAUCAAAACAAGCCCUUACAAAAUCAAGCUGUCACUACUUGGCUGAAAGGUGCAGCGGUGAGGAACGCUUCCAUUUCCUGUAUUCUGGACCAUGCCACAAUAACACCAGCUUGAGCUGGGCCAUUGAGAGGGCAAAUCUUUCAACAACCAGCACCAAGAAGGAACCCUGCGGAUACGAUGUCUGUUAUGACUGGGAAAGUUGUUCAGAAACAGAAUCACGGUGUACCUGUUUGCUGCCAUACCAGUGCCCAAAAGAUGAGGGUCAGUCCUACUGCAUUCAGAUGAGAUCUGGGAGACGAAAGAGGACAUCUACCCUUUGUGCACUGGGGGCAAUGAAAUGUGCCAGAAUGGCAGUUGAGCUCUUACAUCCUGGGAAAUGUUUGCCUUAA